AAAAGGGUCAUACAUAUGAAAAUCGGACGGGAAAAUGUCUACAAGUUUUACAAGGAAACGAGAAGCUGUAUUCACAGCUCAUGUGCUCACUCGACUCUUCCCAUCAGCGGAGAGUGAGCAAGGGGAACCACUCCUACAACAGCUGCCUUCAAAACACUCCAACUCUUUCACGAAGAGUCUUCAAAGCAAAAGGCCAAGUGGUCCUGCUAAGGUCUACACGGCUGAGCUCCCCCCUGAUGGACUACCACCACCAGAGACACUGGAUAGCUCCUCGGUUCCUACUGUUAGACCUAGUGCCUCAUCAGAGUCACUAGACUCCUCAUCAGAAACUGAAGAUGAGGAAGCACUACCAAGAAAACGGCGACGGAAAAGGAAACGCAAAAGGAAAGCGUUACAAAUCAAUGAUGAUGUUGAGACAAUUACCAGCAGUUCUAGAAAUAUAGACGAUUCAAGUCCUCCCAAUGGAACAAGCGGAGAAUCACAAACACAGAAACUCAGAGACUCUGAGAUUCACUCCUCACCUCAGGAGGCUGUGACUCAGACGCUCACCAAGAAUCAGAGGAAGAAACGCAGAAAGAGGAGAGCCAAAAAGGGGAAACCCCUUCCUCAGCAGCUGCACCGUGCGACAGAAUUUAUUUGUGAUGAUGGCGGUGAGGAGGAGGGUGAUUCUAAUGGGGAUGAGGAGUUGGAUGGGGUUGCUUGUGAAGUGAAGGAGUUCUCGGAGUCCGUCUGGAGGGUGUACUGCUGUGAUGCGACUAAGAGAAGGGAUGUACCCCGUCAGACUGAGCCAUUCCAUGCUAUGAUUGGACAACUCAGCACCAAUCAGCUGCCAGGAGAGACUCUCACCCAACUGAACGAUAUCAAGAAACUUCUGGUCCUACAGGAUUUUACAAGAGCAGAACUGAAACUGACUGAGCUGGAAGACAAAUCUAUGAGUACUGCAAAGUCAGAAAAUGUUUCAAUGUUUUCGACAUUAGCAGAGUACUGGAUGAAUGACAUACAUACAGCCACUCUCCGAUGAAUAUAUCUUAAGGAAUGUGAGUCUGUUGAGUUGUUCUUGCUGCAUCGUGACUCGACCAAAGAUCCCUCCACUAUCACCAACUCGGGUUAAUCCAAGAUCUGAUUGGAGCGUCCUCAUGUAAGCAGAGUAAAUAUGCAUUCCAAGUUAGCCUCUUAACCCUGUCAGCAACAUUAGCCGACACCAUCAAUUUGUGCCACAAACCAUGAAAAAGUUAAUUUUGGUUAAUUGUUUGUUUCCGCAAAACAACUUACUAUAUCGUAUUUCCACCAUGCAAAGUUUCAUAUCCUACAUAUUAUGUAAAAGUUUCAAAUAAGGGAAUAAAAGAGUGGGCAACAAUAUCUUACUCGUUAAAGGGGCAUUCAUACCUCAGUUUUGCUAUUCCUAUUGGUGGAGAGCGCGUCACGUGGGGGUGUUUAAACGGUUGAUAAUAACCAGCUGGAGCUGUUUAUAACCGGUUGUUUUCGGAUACUACAUGCUAGUCUUGAUGCAUGACGUUUCUCGUUACGGGCGAUGCGGGCUCUGUUGGUGAGAUGGCCGCGCUGUGUGUGAAAGGAAAACAAAAAACGUCUUGCACCAAGACUACACACGCACAAUUGCAUAUAAUCCGGCGAUAAAGGCCCUCGCCUUUAUCACACGACAACGGCCCUGCCGGUUUUAAACAACCGUUUAAGAACUCGUCGCUAUCCUUUUAUUCCCUGAUUAAAAACCAACAGGGUCAGGGCCGUAUGACUGAGUCAUACCACUGUUAUAUUUCCAUUCAUAAAUACCUUUCCUUCAAAAAUUUCAAUAAACCUUUGCAAGUUGAGACUAGAUCUGACAGUUCAGCCCCUCAACUUGCCUUGACUUUGCUUGGAGUUCUGUCCAUUUUCAGCACAAAUUAGCUCCUUGCACAAAUUAAAACCUUGUGUGCUUAACUAGUGGAUGCAAGUUUUGAACUUGUGUGCAUGAGCCAAUUAUGCGACCUGCCAACUUAAUUUGGGCCGUGAAAUUUAAUUGACUCAAAAUUCACGCCAUGUUUAACAAUGGCCACAUGAUCUCCUCUCAACCAAUCAGAAUGGAUGACCCAUCCAAGCUAUUUUUUAGUGAACAAAUAAUUAAUCAACAUCAAAUCAAAAAAUUAAACGAGACUUCCCUGAAGUUUGAUUGAUAUUUAUGAAGUCAUCAGAAACACAAAAGGGAUCACAUAAGAUUGCACCCAACCUUUGUACCUUCAGAUUCAAAAGGGUUUUGGUACAUUUUGUAGGACACAAAACACAACGUCCACAGAUUUACACUAAACUUACACAGUUUGAAGAUAAUGAUGGUAGAAGCUUCCCUAAAAAUAGUAAUUGCUGAGGUGCUGUAUUUUUUUGAGAAAUGUGUAAAACAAGUCAGCCCAGAAAUCAUGGCAAGUCUGUUGCCACAAAAUGUGUUUUUUUUUCGCGAGUCUUUCCAGAACCAACACUACUCAAAAAGAGAUAUAUUUAUAGGGUGUAGCUACAAACCUCUCUUAGAUGAUUAAAUUUAUUCUUUAAGAACACAACAAUGAUAUCUUUGUUGCUGCAAAAUGGACAUGUUGAUAAAACUUAAUGACAAAUAUGUUUUUAAUAAUAUUAUAUUUUUGUGCUGACAUUGUAAAUAAUUUAUAUGUAUUUUUAACUUAUAGAUGUACAGGUCGAAAUGAA
Asterias rubens (European starfish) is the source of this 2685-nucleotide messenger RNA. RefSeq lists its product as uncharacterized. Lineage: Eukaryota; Metazoa; Echinodermata; Asteroidea; Forcipulatida; Asteriidae. The transcript is spliced from 5 exons. The record is from RefSeq and is a predicted model, not a curated record. The coding region runs from base 35 to 1021 and encodes 328 amino acids.